UCCAUUUCAUUUAUAUACACAAGCAAACCAAUCCAUCAACUUCACAAAAACACACACACACACUGUUCUGUACACACACAAGCUAUCGAUCGGAUAAAUAAUCUGCUGUCCAAAUUAGCCGCCGGUGACAAACACGGAGAAGAUUCGCCGUACUUCGACGGCUGGAAAGCUUACGAUAAUAACCCUUUUCAUCCUACUCAUAAUCCACAAGGUGUUAUUCAAAUGGGUCUCGCCGAAAAUCAACUCUGUUCUGAUUUAAUCAAAGAAUGGAUCAAAGCAAAUCCGCAAGCAUCUAUCUGCACGGCGGAAGGCAUUGACGGUUUCUCGGACGUAGCUAUUUUUCAAGAUUAUCACGGUCUCAAACAAUUUAGACAGGCGAUUGCGGCAUUUAUGGAGAGCACAAGAGGAGGAAAGGUGAAGUUUGAGGCGGAUAGGGUGGUGAUGAGCGGCGGAGCCACCGGAGCAAACGAGACGCUCAUGUUCUGUCUUGCUGAUCCAGGCGAUGCUUUUCUCGUCCCUACUCCCUAUUAUGCCGCAUUCGACAGAGACUUAAGUUGGAGAACUGGAGUUAAAAUAAUCCCUGUGGAGUCCCAUAGCUCAAACAAUUUCCAGGUCACAAAACAAGCCCUAGAAUCAACGUAUCUUAAAGCCCAAGAAACUGGUAUCAAGAUCAAAGGCGUGAUCCUCGCAAACCCAUCAAACCCUCUUGGAACAACUCUUGAUCGAGAAACUCUUGAAGCCCUUGUUAGCUUCACCAACGACAAGCAAAUCCACUUUGUCUGCGACGAGAUCUACGCAGCCACGAUUUUUGCAGAACCAAGGUUCAUCAGUGUUGCAGAGAUCAUCCAAGAGAUGGAUUACGUUAACCGCGACCUGAUCCAUAUCGUUUACAGUCUCUCAAAGGACAUGGGUCUUCCCGGUUUCCGGGUUGGAGUGGUUUACUCCUACAACGAUGCUGUUGUAUCUUGCGCGAGGAGGAUGUCGAGUUUCGGGUUGGUCUCGUCGCAGACACAGAGUUUUCUAGCUGCUAUGUUGUCUGAUCAAAUAUUUGUUGAUAAGUUUCUUAUAGAGGUCUCGAACAGAGUAGCGAAGAGACAAGGGAUUUUCACGGAAGGUCUUAAAGAGAUGGGGAUUUCUUGCUUGGAAAGCAACGCGGGUUUAUUCGUCUUAAUGGAUUUGAGGCAUAUGCUUAAAGAUCAGACCUUUGAGUCUGAAAUGGCUAUUUGGCGAGUAAUCAUCAAUAAGGUAAAGAUCAAUGUCUCUCCUGGCUCGUCGUUUCACUGCUCUGAGCCAGGUUGGUUCCGAGUCUGCUUUGCUAAUAUGGACGAAGACACACUCCAGACUGCACUACAGAGAAUGAAAGACUUUGUGCUCGGAGACAGAAAGAAGAUAAAGAACUGUAACAACAAAAAGGAGAACAAGAAACGAAAGAGUUUUCAAAAGAAUCUCAAGCUGAGUUUCUCUUCGAUGAUCUUCGAUGAACAUGUUAGGUCGCCGAGGUUGAUAUCCCCACAUUCACCAUUGCUCCGAACUUAAAAACGGGUUUUUACCAUUAUUAUAUAUAUACAUUCAAAUAUAUUGUCUACAGAUCUAUACAAAAAAAGCAGAGGAUCAGUAUGUAUAAUGUAUAAAUGAAAAC
Messenger RNA from Thlaspi arvense, 1639 nucleotides. NCBI's taxonomy places the organism in Eukaryota, Viridiplantae, Streptophyta, Magnoliopsida, Brassicales, Brassicaceae. The record is from the annotation of a GenBank genome assembly.